GCGCUCGCUGUUUGACAAAGCCUUAAGAGAAAAUCGUCUGUCCAAAUGUCCACUCCCGUCAAAUAAAGAAAUGAAGAAAUUAGAUCGUGGAGCCUAUAAGCACAUGUCUACUAGAACUGAACAAAUUUUAAUUUACAAAUGGAAUGACAACAGUGUAGUAUCUGUUUCAUCGAAUUCCGCAAAAGUGCAACCUACAGGAAAAAUAAAAAGAUUUUCGCAACAACAAAAAAAGUACAUAUAUGUUGAUCAACCAGCUCUUAUAAAGACCUACAAUGAGAACAUGGGAGGAGUAGACAGGUGCGAUCAAAAUAUAGGAUUAUAUAGAAUUUCUAUACGCGGAAAAAAAUGGUAUUUUUCGCUCAUUUCCCAUUGCUUAGAUAUGACUGCUCACAACGCUUGGCAGUUGUAUAGAAAAAAUGGUGGCGAAUACGACCAUCUGCAGUUUAGAAGGAGCAUUGCGACAGGUAUACUUGAAUAAUACAAAAAAAAAUUUGGCCGCACUUCUCAGAAUUUUAGAGAAAUUUCGAGGUAUGAUGACAUAGGUCACAUAAUAAAAUAUAGGGAUAACCAAUUAAGAUGUGCUAUAUGUCACAAAAAAGCUAAUUUUUUCUGCAAAAAGUGUGAAGUUACUAACUAAAAUAAUUUAGAAAAACAUAAAGAGCAUACAUUAGAAAAUGAACGGAAUCGGCCUAAUGUAGAGUCUGAAAAAGAAAAUAACACAGAAAGUCAAAAUAGUAAAGACGCUCAAAGUGACUCAGUUGAUAUUAAUGAUUCCGAACAAGUUGAAAAGCGGGUAGAAAAAAGGAAAAGAAAUAGGACUCCGGACAGUAUUUUAAAAGCACAAAGAAAUAAACAUCUACAUGUUAGCUACAUGUUCAUGCAAAAAAAAAAUGUAUUGAAAAGAUUAUGGAAGAAAAAAGGAAAGAUAUCUGGAAUCAGUCCUGGAGCCUUGAUCGUCAACGUCGUCGAGAUUUUCUGUCCAGGAACGUGGAAAAAAAACCUACCCUUCAAGUGUGUAGAAAUGGAAGUCGAAGACAUAAUACCCUAUUAUGGAUGAUGGAAAAUGUCAAAGUUUGUAAGAAUUUUUUUUUAGAAACUUUAGGCUACAAAGAUUAUGAAGUCGUACGGUCAGUAUUGUCCAGCAAUCACUUGACUAAUAACAAACACCCAAAAGUAAGUGCUGCUCCAGAUAUGAGAGGUAGGAAAAAACCAGCAAAUUCAUUCCCUCCUGAUUAUGAAUCUGCAAUUACGGACUUUAUCAUGAAAUACAAACCAGUUCAGUCACAUUAUAAUUUGCAACACGCUCCAAACAGGAUGUAUUUACCCCCUGGUGUAAAUUUUACUUUAAUUUUUAAUCAAUUUAAAGAACACUGUACUGAAAAGGGACUGAAGGUUUGCAGCUGGACUCACUUUCAUUCAAAAAUAAAAUCCCUUAAUUUGUCAACUGCUGAAAUGCCCCAAGACAUCUGUAUCAAAUGUAGGCACAAUGAAAUGGAUCACAAAAAUCGCCCAUUACCUUGCAAUUUAGCCAAUCAUUUGUCAAAUAAGCGAAACAGCAGAAAAGACUUGAAGACAGUAGAAGAAAAAUGUAAAAAUUCCAAUGGGAAUGAAUUCGUUUAUACGGUCGACAUGCAAAAAGUUAUUUGUAUGCCUCUGCUUAAUUCCAAAGAUUAUUUCUUUUCAAGGAAGCUCAUACUUUUUAAUGAGUCUUUUGUUCCACCGGGAAAAGACAAGGACGCUGCUUGUGUCAUCUGGCAUGAGGGAGAGAGUGGUAGAAAGGUUUAUAACAUAGCCAGUACUUAUGUCUACGUCCUUAGAAAAUAAAACAGGGACAACAAAAAUGUGUACUUCUUUCUCGACAAUUGCAAUGCACAGAAUAAAAACAAAACACUUAUGUCAGCUUUGGUAAGAGCAGUUAAUGAUAAUAAGACUGAAAUAGAGAAAUUAACCCUUGAAUAUUUCGAAGUAGGACAUACUUACAUGGCUGCAGAUGCAGUUCAUGCUGCUAUUGCUAAGAAAUUAACUUCCGCUAGGGAGCUUCAUGAUCUUAAUGAUUUUGUGGCGACCAUAAAAUCUUCUAGGAAAAACCUACAAGUUGAGUUAGUCACACAUAAAGAUAUGAUAUGUUUUGAUAAUGAUUCCAAAGCCACAUAUCCCAAAGGAUAUAAUUUGUACAAAUUAAAAAUAAUCGAAUUCAUCCGAGGAAAAUUAUCUUUGUGUAAUUUAUGAAGUAGUUACCGAAGAAGAUUCAAGUCAAAUAAUAGGAAAUACACUAACACAGCAACCAGCUAGCAUUGGGACCCAUUACUACGGCAUAUCGAGAAUAUUUAUGAGGUGCAAAAAGCUAUCAUGGACAACCAAGAAAAAAUUAUGAAAAAAUUAUCAGAAUUCUUUGUACUGUUGGAAGUAUCACUACGUAAUCGAGAGCCAUUCGUUACUACGUUGAGUCAAUCUCAAGGUAUGCAAACAAAACGAUUUAAGGCCUGCAACAACUAGAUACAGAGCUUUCGACCCCGGAGGUAUUUGAUAGCCUCCAAGAAAAGUAUUCAAUCUUAUAUUCAGUACGAGGCAAUGGUAUCAACUGUGCCUACAGACUUCUCGAUGCUUUGUUUACAAAGGAGUUCUUGUGCAAAUGUUCCUGGACAGGAGGAAGUCGUAAAGCUGAUGUGAAAAUAGGAUUU
Messenger RNA from Chilo suppressalis (striped riceborer), 2681 nucleotides. The record is from the annotation of a GenBank genome assembly. Lineage: Eukaryota; Metazoa; Arthropoda; Insecta; Lepidoptera; Crambidae.